AUGGAUAUUUUCCAGUCCAUCUGUGAUGACUCUCCAAUAUGGGACACAGAGAGACUGACAAACAAUAGCUGGCCGGAGUUCACACAGUGCUUUCAGUGGACGGUCUUAUCAUGGUUACCAGAUUUUUGGCUGUGGAUAUGCCUGCCAACCUACGUUUGGUACGUUCGUAAGCGCUCUUCGUUGGCUGUUUACAGACUAUCUGGCAGCAAACUCAACAUCACAAAAAUUUUUUUAUGUCUCCUGCAAGCUGUGCUGACAUUGCUUCAGCUGUUCAGUGCUGUACAACAGGAUGACAACAUCAUAGCACCUGCAAAAGCUUUCUACUUGUCAUGCUCCAUUAGUGCUGUCACUUAUAUUGUAGCUGCCUUUUUGACCAGAAAUGCAAGGAAAGCUGGUAUAGCAUCUCCAUGUAUUCUGUUCAUGUUUUGGCUGCUGAAUUUGAUAUGCCACAUUCCCCCUUUGUAUAGUUAUGUUUUAUCAGGGGCAUAUAAAGAAGAACAGUUUCAGUUUGACAUUCAGUGUGCAUCAUUUGUGUUCAUUGUCAUUCAGUUCUUCUUACAUUUUAUUGCGGAAAAGGUUAACCUUGGAUAUGAGAACACAAGUAGGAAACCAAGUCCUGAGAUUUCAGCUUCUUUUCCAUCCAAAAUCACAUUUCAUUGGAUGACAAGCUACAUAUGGCAAGGCUACAGAAAAUCACUGAGUCCAGAAGAUAUAUGGGAGCUUCCAGAGUAUUAUAAAUCACAGAAUAUUGUACCAGAAUUUGAAAAGGAAUGGGGGAAGGAAGUUGCAAAAGCCACAGAAAAGAACAGAAAUCUUAGUCCAACUUUUGCUAACCAUGUUGAUGAGGGUACACAUCUACUGUCGGACAGCUCAGAGAGCUUGUCUUCCAUGAAAGGAAAACAUCAACCAUCUCUCUUCAAAGUGCUGAUGAAGACAUUUGCACCUGAGCUUUUGAUAGCUCAUUCAAUGAGACUAGUAGCAGAUGCAAUACAGUUUUUCUUACCUAUUCUCACAAACCUGUUGAUCAACUUUGUGGAAACCAGAAAUGAACACAGACCUUGGCAUGGGUAUGCACUUGCAGCUUGCUUCUUUGUAGUCACUUUUGUGUACUCAGUGCUGUUCAAUCAGAAUUCAUUCAGAGGUUCAAGUAUAGGAAUGAAAAUAAAAACAGCACUGGUUGCUGCAGUAUACAAGAAGUCUCUGACGAUGAACCCGCAAACAAAAAGGGUGUUCACUAUGGGAAACAUUGUCAACCUUAUGGCCAUUGAUUGUCAAGUUUUACAGGAUGUGACCUCUAACCUCUACAUUGUGAUAUCAGCACCAUUUCAGAUUUGUGUAGCAUUCUACUUUCUGAAUGAUACCUUGGGUGUUUCCUUUGUGGCGGGUGUCGCAGUGAUUGUUGCGUUGAUACCCUUGAAUGCCAGAAUAUCUGUGCUGGCCAAACGGGCGCAGGCUGAACAAUUAAGGGUCAAGGACGAGAGGCUGAAGAUUAUGAAUGAGAUACUUAGUGGAAUCAAGGUGCUCAAACUGUAUGCAUGGGAGGAAUCAUUUGAAGACCGUAUUCUCGAACUUCGAGGGAGAGAACUGAAGCUGAUGAGAUCAGCAGCCAUCUUGAAUAUCAUUAAUGUAUUCAGUUGGCUAUGUUCACCUGUACUGGUGACAACCACAACAUUUAUAACGUACAUUUUUGUGUCACAUCAUGGAAGUCUGGACUCCAAAACAGCUUUUGUCUCCCUGAUCCUGUUCAACAUCCUGUCCAUCCCCAUGAACCGACUUCCCAACCUCAUCACGGACCUUGUCUCGGCACAUGUAUCCAUUGGGAGGUUAAACAAAUUCUUAUCAGGAGAAGAUCUGGACCCUAACAAUGUCAUUAGGGAGAAAAGACCAGAAAAGACGAAUGCUAUAUCAAUAACUAGUGGCACCUUUCUUUGGGAUCGUUCCAUGCCACCUACGCUUAAAAA
Molecule: messenger RNA, 1961 nt
Organism: Candidula unifasciata
Lineage: Eukaryota; Metazoa; Mollusca; Gastropoda; Stylommatophora; Geomitridae
Source: the annotation of a GenBank genome assembly